AUGGAAAACGACGCGACAAUCCAACUAAAGACGCUGCUGCUUCACUUGGCCACCGACAUCUCAUCUGCCCAGAAUCUACCGCAUAUACUUGAUAUACUGACUUCAGAGCAUCUGUCAUCGUCUCCGCAUCUCACCAAAUGGACAUCGCGAAUACUUUCUCUCUUACAUUCCAAAGAUGCGCCAGGAAAAUGGGCUGGACUCUGUCUCGCACACAGGACGUCACUUCUAUCAAAGUCAAUCAUGAUUGAGCAUGCUCAACAGUGGCUUACCAUUGCUUUACGUGUCCUAUCCCGAAAAGAAGCAACACCAAUCUUAAAAGCAGCAGUCAACUUGUGUCGGAUUAUGUUCUGUUCUGCAAUGGAUGUAUCUGAGUUCCAACGACAAGUCUGCCUUCCCAAUGUCACAAAAUUCACAGCAGCGACCAUUGCUCUAUGUGAUGGAGAACCCGAGCUCGAGUUUAAGGUACUUCUGUUGAACACGCUUGCCAGAGUAGUUCCAUUGUAUCCCAAUGCGCAUCGGUCAUCCCACAGUGCGCUUUCGGGAUUGUGUCUGAAGUAUCUUAAUGGUAGUGCCCCCUUGCCUACUUCUGUGACACUACUCCGAUCGUCCUCCCGUUUAUACGCUGUACUUCCCGCCACCGGAGGCAAAGUUGGGGCUUCCAAUUUGUGGAAAAAGACGGUCGAGGAAACCUUGACUUUUGGAUGGACUGCAUUUUCGAGUUUACGAUCUUCCUUUUCAGAAGGUUUGUGCGGCUUUCUUGCAACAAACGCUGGUUUUUACAAUAUCCCAGGUUCUAUCUCUCGAAACGAAGACGUUCAGGUCACAAUACCUUUAAAUUUGGAUCGUCUACGGUGUUUUGUUGUCAUCAUUAAUGAUCUUCUCGGGACUGGUACCCAGCGAUCAGUUCAAGUUCCAAUAGGGUCCCUUCAUAAAUUUGCUAUUGCUCUUUUGACAUCAACGACUGCUGGAAGAGGACCGGAUAAUGGGCACGUAGACAUCAGCACACGGUCACUCGAAGCCUCUGUCGUUCCAACUCUAUGGAAGCUUGGAUGCGAAUAUGUUAUUAGCCUUGCCAUCCAUCUCCGUCAUCACUUGACCUCGCAUUUAAACGGGUUAACUUCUUGUUUGGCAUCUCAUCUAGAGCAGAACUCGGCAGGCUCACAGCGUCUUCCGUUUCUAGACGCCCUUUACUCUAUCCUUGACCAUUGUUUCCCUUUGCACUCUGACGUCUCUUGCAAUCGGUUGACAAAGGCUGUCCUCUCCUCGAUUACUGUUAUCUUACCUUCUCAAUCCGACUUGGAUCAGUCUAUUGACACGAUACAGGCUGGUCGGAGCAAAAAGGGGAAGAAACGGGCGAGGGCUUACGAAGGAGAUGAGGUUUUCAAGGCUUCUCGCAAUGUACUAUGUCCCUUGUCUGAUGACGGGAAAUCUGUACUCAUCGCCUGCGAUGCACUGGCUUUACUAUUGCGCAACCCGGGUCUCAGUCCAGUGACGCACUCUCUGUCAGUCCGUGUCUUGUUAUCUAUCCUCUUCUUCCUUCCCCAGCGCCCCUCCCUGUCGUUAUCGUCCGACUCAACUCUCCACCCAAAACUUUUACAAAAAAUACAAGCCCUGGUUACGGAAUCUGGCUGCGGGACAACGAACACCGCGAGUAAAAGUCUGGGUCUCGUUCUAAGAGCCGUUGAUUUGAGCAAGACUGACGACAACGCUUGUCAACGUACCCUUGAUCUAUUACUGCACCCCCGUAUUCCGCCUCUCGUCCGUUCCCUGCCGCACGUUGAAACCCUUUCACUCUUUCUAUCCGAAGAAGGUACGGAAGAAGCGAGAGAUCGAGAAUUACUCGGUCUGUCGGUUUUGCAACACCAAGCUACAGAUCCUGUGCAGACCACCAUUGUUGAUUUAGAUCAGGAAAACCAUCGUGUUCGCCCUAUUACUCCAGCAAAGCCCCCUUUACUAAUCCCUACCAAUAAGCCUACACCAGCCCACCCUGGUGAUAGUCUGCCACAUGCGGAGUCAACCUAUAUUCCCCCGAAACCAUCAUAUCCACCAGCCACAGCUCUUGCACUGGGGCCGCCUACAAGGACAACCGUCAAGCCAGAAGUUAUCAUGGCGGAGGCAGUGGAAGAGGACCAAGCAAUGCCCGCGAUAGAUCUAGAUUCGGAUUCGGAUCCGGAUUCGCAGUGA
Molecule: messenger RNA, 2184 nt
Organism: Guyanagaster necrorhizus
Lineage: Eukaryota; Fungi; Basidiomycota; Agaricomycetes; Agaricales; Physalacriaceae
Exons: 9
Coding region: 1-2184 (727 amino acids)
Source: RefSeq, a predicted model, not a curated record